This is a messenger RNA of Belonocnema kinseyi, 6900 nucleotides long. It is a transcript of the gene l(2)gl, whose product is annotated as lethal(2) giant larvae protein homolog 1. Lineage: Eukaryota; Metazoa; Arthropoda; Insecta; Hymenoptera; Cynipidae. Gene Ontology annotation, cellular component: cortical actin cytoskeleton; cytoplasm; plasma membrane. The transcript is spliced from 16 exons. The record is from RefSeq and is a predicted model, not a curated record. Gene Ontology annotation, biological process: regulation of establishment or maintenance of cell polarity; cortical actin cytoskeleton organization; establishment of spindle orientation. Gene Ontology annotation, molecular function: myosin II binding; syntaxin binding; GTPase activator activity. The coding region runs from base 488 to 4051 and encodes 1187 amino acids.
UCAGGACGACGACGCGACAGAGAGUGGAGUGCGACGUUGAAUGAGUUUUUCUCCGUACUCAAGAGUUUUUCCAUGUUUUUACGGGUUUUCGCGGCUUGCGAAUUUCGCGGGACGUCAGCUAGUCGCGGAAAAGUGGCGUUUCCAGUGUUUCGGUGACCGUUUUUCUAGUGCUUUACAAAUUACCUCCUGUAAACGCGAAGCGGCUGACACAUCGAAGAGAGAGAAAGAUAGAGGGCGACGACAACGACGUGUUGUGCAGGCGGCAGGCGUGUCGGAAGUGUUGCGGGCAAACACCGACGAUGAAAAAAUUUGCCCAGUACAAUUUACCGUUCUUUUGAAAAAUGUUCUAAGUUUUAACCAAACUUCUUCUUCCUUGGAAGUGACCAGCACGAUCCAGGAUUAUUAAAUAGUGCAGCCUAGUGCAUUAGUAGCCGGAAUCACGUGUGAAAUUUAAUUAUCGUCUCGAUUGACAGCGGCAUUUAGCAAGAUGCUCAAGUUUAUCAGAGGGAAGGGCCAGCAACCCACGGCCGAACGUCAGAAGCUGCAAAAGGACCUCUUCGCCUUUCGUAAGACACUGGAGCAUGGAUUCCCCAACAAACCAACUGCCCUCGCCUGGGAUCCAAGUCUAAGGCUCAUGAUCAUUGGGACGGCAUCCGGAGCCAUCAAAGUUUUCGGAAGGCCUGGUGUCGAAUUCUAUGGACACCACAAAAACGAGAGCGGAGAGAAAAAUGCUGUCACGAAGAUCAUCGCCCUUCCGAAUGAGGGUCGGUUGGUUUCGCUCUGCGAUGACAAUUCUCUCCACUUAUGGGAAAUUGACAAUAAUUCGGUCGUUGAGGUAACGAGUUUGUGCCUGGAAGGAAAACUGAAAAAGAUUUCAGCCAUGUGCCUCGAGUCCACAAACGAGCAUCUACUUUUGGGAACAGAAGGCGGCAAUAUCUACCUUCUGAAGUUGAAAACGUUCACGAUAUCAGAAACUAUCAUCUAUCAGGAUGUUGUAAUGCAAAAUGUUCCCGCGGACUACAAAAUUAAUCCUGGAGCAGUGGAAGCGAUUGUGGAACAACCUGGACAUCCAGACAACAUUUUAAUCGGAUAUAAUCGUGGUCUGAUGGUUCUGUGGAACAAAGCAACUCCUGGUGCUCAACAGCUGAUGGGUUUAUUUUCGCGUGCACAGACCUUCGUCUCUACCCAACAACUGGAAUCGGUGCACUGGGUCUCUGAGGCUCGUUUUGUUUCAUCUCACAAUGACGGAUCUUACUCCUUCCGGAGCCCUGGAAGCGAAGCUGAACCGGAACCUAAAACUCUUUACGGACCAUUGCCCUGCAAAUCGAUCUCAAAGAUCUUCGCUUAUCCUACUGACGAUGGUGAAGAGAUGAUCAUCUUUUCCGGUGGAAUGCCACGUGCAAGUUACGGAGAUCGCCACACGAUCACCGUUCUGACAAAAUCAAAACACCUAGCUUUCGACUUCACUUCCAAGGUAAUUGAUUUCUUCGCCGUGCUACCAAAACAGACACAGGAAGAAGGAGAUGACACCUCAGCUUCAAGAAGUCCGGAAGCUCUCAUAGUUUUGGCCGAGGAAGAACUCAUCGCGAUUGAUUUGACACAUCCUGAGUGGAAGAUGAUGGCUCUACCUUAUCUGGUAUCCCUUCACGCAAGUGCGGUAACGUGCUCUCAUCACGUUCCAAACGUUCCCGACGAACUCUGGGACGCAAUUGAAGCUGCUGGAAAAUUACAAACACAGCAUCUCUACUCAGAAAAAUCAUGGCCCAUCGAUGGGGGCAUUCUGUUACCUAAUACAGUUGACGAAUCAGAUAAAGCCAAAAUCAAAGAACUACUGCUAACAGGUCACGAAGACGGAACCGUGAGAUUCUGGGAUGCGUCCAACGUUGCAUUAACUCCAUUGUACAAAUACAAUUCGUCCUUACUUUUCACCGGUGAACACUUGGACGUACUGGAACAACCUGCAGAGGACGAGGAAGACGAGUGGCCACCUUUUAAAAAGGUGGGAACAUUCGAUCCCUAUUCUGACGAUCCUCGACUCGCUGUCAAGAAAAUUUUACUCUGUCCUCUUUCGUCGACUUUGGUGGUCGCUGGCACGGCCGGGCACUUGAUCACGGCAAAAAUCGCCUCGGAAGCUGUAGAGAAGGAAAUUAAGCCAGUCACGAUGAAUGUGGUGAAUGAUCGGGACGGAUUUGCAUGGAAAGGCCAUGACCACUUGCCACCAAGAACUACUAGCAUUUCUUUCGCGGUCGGUUUUCAACCGCAAACUCUUCUGCAGUUGUAUCCUCCGGCUGCAAUUACAGCAUUAGCGAUACAAAGCGAAUGGGGACUUCUUACAGCUGGUACCGCACAUGGAUUGGCAGUAUUUGAUUACACGAGGUCAAAGGCCGUCAGCGUUAAAUGCACACUUAAUCCAAAUGAUCUCUCAGGGGCAGGAGACGCUCCGAUUUCUAGAAGAAAAUCAUUCAAGAAAUCUUUGAGGGAAUCGUUUAGAAGGUUGAGGAAAGGAAGAUCGCAACGCCGAACAAACGCCAACAGUCCAGCUCGAAACACAGUUAUAGAAAAGAAGAAAGAACCGCCAGUUAUCGCUUCUUCUCCGAGCGGUGAAGUUAACCCAGCAGAUUUAAUAAAACCAGUCGAGAGACAAGUGGAGGCAAGACCCGUUGAUGAUGCACUUGGUUCCAUGGUUCGGUGCCUCUACUUCGCGAGAAGUUACAUCAUAAGUAUGCAAAACACGACUCCUACACUCUGGGCCGGUACGAAUAACGGAACCGUCUACGUCUUCACUCUGGCAAUUCCAGCAGGUGCGAGGCGCAAAGAAGAAGAUGUGAAUUGUACUCUGGGUAAAGAAAUUCAAUUGAAACACCGCGCUCCAGUAAUCGCAAUAACCAUACUCGAUGGAGCAAGUAUACCUCUGCCAGAACCUUUUGAAGCAGAGAAAGGAGUCAGCCCAGGACCCGAUAUGACUUCUCCACACAGAGUCGUCAUAGCCAGUGAAGAGCAGUUUAAGAUCUUUAAUCUUCCAUCUUUGAAGCCUUUCUGUAAAUACAAGCUAACAGCCCACGAGGGAUCCAGAGUGCGGAAAACGGGCUUUGCUAAAUUUUCCUGUCCAGUAGAACCUGCGGGUAUCCAUGAAGAAACGUGCCUUCUUUGUCUUACUAAUUUAGGAGAAUGUCUGGUGCUCAGCGUUCCAGAACUGAGAAGGCAGGUUAAUACGGCAGCUAUUAAAAGAGAAGAUAUCAACGGUAUUUCGUCUCUGACUUUCACAAGGUCAGCCGAAGCUUUAUAUCUUCACUCGAGUUCCGAACUCCAGCGAAUUUCUUUAACUCCUUCAAAAGGAAUAAGAGCCCAUUGCUCGUUAAACUUGCCACUAAAUGCAAGGCAGCUUUCCACAGAUACUAAGGAAGACAGUGUCGAAAUAGGGAGCACCGAAAAUGGAACAGAAGACGAAGGUCAGGAUAAUCAGUCAGAAUCGAUCUCCAAAAAUAUCACGGAAAAUGGAUUAUCUGGGUCUACUGAAGGAGAAGAUUCUCCCAAGGGGCCUUCGCUUAAAACUGCUGCAAGCACUACGGACGUUAAUGGAGAUGACGAUCGUCAGGAUCAGAAUUCAGUUGGGGAUAUUACCAUCGAUAGUGUCAAAGAUCAUUUGCUUAACAGUUCGCUUUUUAAAAAUGCGACGUCUUCUGAAGAUCUUCACAGUCGACUGGCAGGACUUAAAAUGGAAGUGACUUCGAAAACUUCCGAGUCUGCGACUCAAAAUCAGACGGUAGUCGUAAAAACGACUACUAUAAUUUCACAGGCUUCCAGCAACGGUACAACUAACGGGGAGGUCGAGACUAUUCAAGCGAGUGAAGAAUCCCAGAUCAACAGUACCACCGUUGAGAGAGAAAUCAACAGUGGAAUCGAAACAACAACAACGCACGCCACCAUUACGCUGCCCCCGAACGUUGAGCUUAGUGCCGCGGAACUGGCAAAAUUAGAAGUCACAACGACCACAGUUACUACCGAAAAAUCGAAGGCACCGUUGGCAAAACCCGAAGAAGUUGGUUCUUAGAAAUCGUAUAAGGAUCAAGAAAAUCAAUGCCUGAAAUCAUCAGGAAAAUUAUCGUUAAGUGUUCUUAAUUAACAAACAAAUGUGUACAGCGGCGUUAGAAUUUUAGUAGACAUUUUAAAAUUUUAACUUUAUAUGCGAAGUUAGCCUUAAUUGUAGCUUAUUAUACGAAACGCGGUCAAGGUUUCAGAAUAUCAAUGGUUGAAUAUCUGGGCUGAAUAAGUUGGAGAGUAAGUUUUGGAACUUAAUAUUUUAAGAUAUUUCUUUUCGAGAUCUUACACUUUUUCAUAAUUACAAUUUUCCUAGCUAAUUCUCAAAUCUCUCUUACCGAUAAGUGAUAUUUUUCCGCCCAGGUUUUCCUCGAUAUUCCGCGACUCGAUAACGCAUUUAACCUUGUUCUGUGUACACAUCCUUUUUAUCAAAGGAAAAAGCGAAUUAACAGUUUCUUGAAUCAACGACCAGUGGAUUAAGGAAUGACGAGAAUUGCAUUUAAAAUAAGUAGGAUACGAAUUUUAAAAAGGCGAUAAUUAUUGAAUUUCACGUGAUGACGAAGAACCAGGGUCCAAUCCAGAUUACCUUUUGAUCUAAGUACAAAGAAAGUGGCCUAUGCUUACGAUCGUAAGUAAAAUUCAAGACUUACAGAAAAAAUAUUUUGAGAAUUUACUCAAUAUACGAUAAGGAUAGCAAUUUUGUGCAAUAACAAGAGCAGAUUUGUUACCUCUGAUUCCAUUCUUCCGAAUAGUAUUAUUACAUAUCUUUCGACCCUGGUAGCAUUUAAUUUUAAGGCACAUUCUGUCUUAACAUUUUAUUUUCCAGAUUCUCGUUACUAUUUUAACAUUUUUAUUAAUCAACAACAUAUGCGUAUUAUGUUAUAACGGGCCACACAGCUUAGUCCCUAUUGGCAAUAUUUCUCAUAUUUUCUUCUGAGAAUCCCAGAAAAAAAACUCCAGCUUUUUUAAUUCGAGCGUUUCGAAUUUUGUGGAUUAUACAAAUUUCAAAGCAAGCCAUAAUUUAAAAAUUAUAUUUUUUACAUUUCGAGUUUUCGCAUUUAACAAGAAUGAAAAAUAUAAAUAUGCUUUUUAAUUUUGUGUCACUUCAGAAAAUGAAUAAACAUUCAAAUGAUCAUGAUUCAAAAUUUUUUUAGUGAACGAAAUUUGAAUUCGAAUUUAUCGAUUGACAAUAAUCUAAAUUUAAAAGGAUUAAAAUCUGAAAGCAAUAGAUUUAAAAAUUUUAUUUAUUUGUUUUUUAAUCAUCCCAAAUAGAGUUUAAUUAGUUUUAUAUUAUAUAAUUAUUUUUACGUUGUACUUUUUUCCUUCUAAAUUUUCUUUUUUGUAAAAACGUGCGCUAAUUUUUUUCUGGAAUAGGGACUGUAUAGCCUAAACUAAGAAAAGAUACCAAUAACGAAAUUAUUAUUGUUUAAUGCACUGACUGGAUCGUAGCUGUAAAAAAGCGUUUUUUUUCAUACACUUAAAAAUCUUUCGUACUUAUAAAUUAAUUAUAAUUUGAAUGAAUUAUCAUAAUUAUAAAUUAAUGAUGAAUCAGAAGUAGGCUCUAGUUGUAGAAUUUUAACUCGUAGAUGUACAGAAAUGAAUUGCACUUAAAAAUCGCAAACAGCCAUAUCGUAAUCUAAAAAAGAGAUGAAAAAGCUUUGAGAAGAUAAUCCUGGGAGAAUAAUUUAUUCAAUCCAAAAUGGACUUAAACCAAUUACAGUAUUUAGGUUUUUUGCAUUCUUUCAUUAUUUGAAUUACACACGGGAUUGAUAAAGUAAGCACAUAUCUAUUUAGAGCCGAGUAAAAAACUAUGAAUAGAAAGUUGAUAUAUAUAAAACACGAGAUGGUAUUUUUUUAUCCAUGUUGUAUGUGUAGUCGUUGUUCCUUUUAUCCGUUUUAUGAGAGUUAAUUGCUUAUUAAUUAAUUAUCACGUUAAGUUGUAAAACUUUCCGAGUUUCCGCCACCGACUGAAAUACGCGAUUGAACUUCAGAUAUGGGAUUUGGAAUUUGAAAGGCAACGAGAAAAUUGGCUGUUUCGACUCUUUUAAAGAAGAAAGUCGGACUGGUUGCGUAAACAUUGUCUUAGUUAUGUACGAUCGUUUAGACACAAUUUAUUUGUUAAGUUCUAUGGUGGAGGACAUUUUUGUACGUAUUAUUUUUACUCUCGGAUUUUUAUCAAUUGUACGUUAGCGUUUUUCCGUUUGAUCUAUGUUGACGUCUAUCUACGGUUUUGAGAAACUUGCACCUCCGAUCUCAAGAAUAACAUUCAAUUCAAUUUUGCUUUCAUUCUUUUAGACUGAGGUGAAUUUAUUACACUGUCGAUAUUCCAUUUAUAAAUAUUAUGUAAAUUUCUGUUUCUGUUAAUGUUUGUUUUUCUUCUUGUGACGUGGUAUUAACUGAAAUAUUUUAUUCAAUUCUUGACCUCCCGCAUUUAAAUCCGAUCGAGUACUGUUAUGUUGACAAAAGCAACGUGGGGCCUUUGUACUUUGUAGAUAAUUUUUUAUUUUCCCGUGUAUCCCGAACAAAAUUUCGCUUUAUAGAGAAAAAUACGCGUGGGUUCAAUUAAUUCGUCAAUUUUUAUGUAAAUGUCCUGAUUAGAUGAAAUUCAUUAUUAAGAGUUUACGUAAUUAUUGUUUCGUGUGUUGUAUAACUGUCGUCUACCAUACGAAAAUGUAUUUGGCGUUUACACGGAUUUGAAAUUUUAAUGAAGAACACGUUUUUGAAAGCUUUUUCUAAUAAAAUCAAUUUCUAUAUGUAUGCGCAAGAAGCUACACUAAUCUGCCUUACUGCUAAAAUUUUAUAUUCGAAUACGGAUUGUAACAUCACUUUAUAUUACAUUAAACUUCUAUAUUUCUGAAAAAA